CCCGAGGCCAAACCACGGCGGCUGCGGGUGAAGAAGCUGAAUGAGGCAGGGGCUGCAGAGGAGCCUCCAACCCCGGCUCAGGGGGUGAAGAAGGUGAGGAAGAAAAAGGAGGAGAAGGGAGAGGAGGAGAACGACAAGGAUCCCUCCUCCAAAGCCACCAAGGAGCCUCGGAAGAAGAAGGAGAGCCUGGCCCCCCGCUCCCAAGCGGCCAAGGGCUCCAAGAAGCCACAAGAGCCGGCUGAGGAUGAAGAUGAUGAGGAAGAGGAAGAAGAGGCGGAGAAUAAAAACCCACCGAAAAAGCUGAAGAAGAAGGUUCCCAAAGAGCCCCUCGCAGGAAGCGGGGAGAAGAAGCUGAAGCCGAAGGAAGACAAGAGCGACCCUGACAGCAAAGCCAAACCUGCCAAAAGCACCAAGAAGGAGCCGAUGUCCGUGUUCCAGGUGAAGAAGGAGAAGAAAAGCAAGAAGAAAGCCGCCACCAGCAGUGACGAGGAGGACGAUUCCGACUCCAGCACCAAACCCAUUAGGUCAGAGAAGAAGAAAAACCCAGCGUCCCUCUUUCAGACUGGUGGGGACCCCCCAAAGGAGAAAAAAUCCAAAAAGAAAGUUCCUCCUAAAGGGGCUGACAGUGAGGAGGAGACCCCGGAGACCCUGCAGAAAAACUCCAACAGGAAGGGGAAAGCAAAGAAAUCAAAAAAGCAGAAGGAGGAGAGGCCCCCAUCCCCUGUCAUCGAGGUGGACAACCUGGAGGAGUUCGUGCUGCAGCCGGCGCCGCAGGGAGUGACCGUCAAAUGCCGGGUGACACGGGACAAGAGGGGCAUGGACCGGGGGCUUUACCCCACCUAUUAUCUCCACCUGGACAACGACAAGAAGGUGUUCCUCCUUGCCGGGAGGAAGCGUAAGAAGAGCAAAACCUCCAACUACCUCAUCUCCAUCGACCCCACAGACCUGUCACGGGGUGGAGAGAACUUCAUCGGGAAGCUGAGAUCCAACCUGAUGGGCACGAGGUUCACCGUGUUCGACAACGGCGCCAACCCCGACAGGGCCAACGCCGACUGGUCCAACGUGCGGCAGGAGCUCUCGGCCGUGGUCUACGAGACCAAUGUUUUAGGGUUCAAAGGCCCCCGGAAGAUGACCGUCAUCAUCCCUGGGAUGAACGCUGACUGUGAGAGGGUGCCCAUCCGGCCCCGGAACGAUAACGACGGCCUCCUGAUGCGAUGGCAGAACAGGAACAUGGACAACGUGAUCGAGCUGCACAACAAAGCCCCGGUGUGGAACGACGAGACCCAGUCCUACGUCCUCAAUUUCCACGGCCGGGUCACCCACGCCUCCGUCAAAAAUUUCCAGAUCGUGCACAGCAGUGACCCCGACUACAUCGUGAUGCAGUUCGGGCGCGUGGCGGACGACGCCUUCACCAUGGACUACAACUACCCGCUGUGCGCCGUGCAGGCCUUCGCCAUCGCCCUCUCCAGCUUCGACGGGAAGCUGGCCUGCGAGUAGCACCUGCACCGGGACCACCAGGACCACCGGGACCACCAGAACUGCCUGCCCAGAGGGUGCUCCUGCAUCCCUGUCCUGUUCUACUCCCUGCGUUUCCACCUUCUUGCAGUCGUGGCGGUUCCUGGGGUGGUUCGAGGCCCCUGGUGCCCGCUGAGUGCCGUGGGAUGCUCACCCAGCUGCAGGCACCCUCAGGGUGCAGGGAAAUUCGGGGUGAUGGCAGAGCCAGGCUGGAGGUGUAUCCAUACUCAGCAGAUGAGGCUGACUGCGAUCCCUGUCUCAUCCCUUUGGACUCAGAUCCUGGAAACUCAUCCCCCCCCCACCAGUUUUUUGUUUUGGUUUGGGGUUUUUUGGGGUUUUUUGUUUGGUUGGUAGGUUUUGUUAUGGUUUGUAUCUUUAUGCUCAGUCUCCCAGUGAGAAGGGGGUAGGGUGGUCUCCUCACUCGGUGUUUCCUCAUCCCUGCCCACACGCAGGUGGGCUCUGCCGAAGCUCCCAGCUAAACACCCCCAUCCCAGCUCCUUGCCCACCAGGCACAAACCCCCUCAUUUGCCCCAUUUUGCCCUGCUGUGAGCGGAUGGCUGGUGCCCACGGUGUGUUUGUACCCACUGGGUCUCACCUCACUGCCCAGAACACGCCGGGGAUUUGGGUCCCUGGCACCCGCAGCGCCCGGGCACGUGCCGAGGGGUGACAGUGCCAGCAGAGGAGGGCUGGCAGGCACGUGAGGCACAGCUUGCAUUGCUGGCAGGUGGCCCAGCUGGGUCAACGCUGCCAGGAGAGACCUGGAAGAGAAAAGUCAGGGUGCACCAGGAAGCAGUGGAGUGACUCAUGAGGUGUGGUGCGGUGCUGAGUCACGCUCAGCACCCAGACGGGCCCUGCUGAGCUCCCCGCGCCCUCCGCUCUCGCUGUCCCUUUACUCCGUGACGCCCCUCCGGACCUCACUGCCCCAGGUGUCCCCACAGCCGCCUCACUGGUGCUCUGUGCCCAUGAGGGGUGGUGGACAGAAGGUGCCAUCCCGUCUCGCGCUGGUGAGGAGCUGCAGGGAGUCGUUGGGAAGGGGAGAUGCUGAAGAGAGGCGGCUCACUGGGAGCAGGACAGCUCACGCCCACAGUUUCAGCAGUUAUGUGGGGAGGAUUUGGCUGCACAACCAGUCCCAAAUCGGAUUGAUUCAUUGGUGAGAAAAACGGGGGACAUGCCAAGGAGCCCAGAAACACCAUCCUCAACUCUCUGGUGCUGUUUCUGUCACCUGCUCGGCUCACACACUGACUCCAGAACCAUGUGGGAUUCCCUUCCCAGGACACAAAGGGAUUGUUCCUCCAUCCUGGGGGUGGUAUGAGCCCCCCAAGUUAAUGCAGCUGAAGGCAGCUGCAGCAGAAAGGCAGAGGAGCAGAUGGAUGAGAUGGAUGUGAUUGUGCAAGAGGGAUGCUCAUCCUCUCUGGACAGAGUCACAUCACUGUGACCUGGCCUGUCUGCGUGGAGCUGAGGACAGAUGACAGUGACAGGGGGACCACGAGCUGCUGCUGGACCACCGGUGAACAUCUGCCCCAGUGGCUUUGCAGAUGGGAGCGGAGAUUUUUCCCCAGCUGUAUCAAUCUGGGCUCCAUGGCUCGUGGGCAGAUGCUCGUGGUGGGGCAGGCAGAGGUGGACAGCUUGGGGACAAGCCAGCCCACGUGGGACAUCAUCUGUUACCCACGCAGCGAGCUCAGGGAACAUCUUGUGAGCUAAAGGGAGAACCAGCCACAGCAGUUUGGGGCCAGCGUCCCCAGCGGGGUAUGGCCAGCAAAUGUGGGGAAAGCAAGAGCUUUCUGCCCAAAUCCAGCCUCAAACCCAACAUCUGUUUGAAAUCGGGACGAGCUCAGCUAACGGUUGAGCUAAUGCUUGUCCCCGUUUCCUCCAACGCAAGGAGAAAAGCAGCAGCAGGGUGAGAGAGAGGGGUUUGGGCUCCCCAGGUUCUGUCUGCCCUUAUCCCAGCUGCUCCCCAGGUUGAUUCUCCCUCCCCUCACCCAAAACGUUUCCAUUUUCCAUCUGCCCAUUUUUGCCUGCAAACCCUUCAGGUUUGCCGUCCUGUCGCCCAUGGCAGAGCCAAACCCCUGCCAGGGGUGUCCCAUGCAGCGUCACCCAACCUCAGAGCAGCCACCGCAUCAGCCGCCCACCCCAAAUCCCUUUUCACAAACCCUCUAACGCAAACCAACUGUGGCAGAAGAAACAAACGAAAACAAUUU
This is a messenger RNA of Hirundo rustica (Barn swallow), 3713 nucleotides long. It is a transcript of the gene TULP1, whose product is annotated as TUB like protein 1. Gene Ontology annotation, biological process: protein localization to cilium. Bases 424 to 1497 code for a protein of 357 amino acids. NCBI's taxonomy places the organism in Eukaryota, Metazoa, Chordata, Aves, Passeriformes, Hirundinidae. The transcript is spliced from 12 exons. The record is from RefSeq and is a predicted model, not a curated record. Gene Ontology annotation, molecular function: actin filament binding. Gene Ontology annotation, cellular component: cilium.